UCAAUCAGGGUUACAGACGGCGCUCUCAUGUGUUCACAGUGACGAGACGAGCUAAUGAUUGAUGGGAGACGACAUUAGCCAGAGGACCAUACUUCAGAUCUUAAGCUGAGUCCAUUCAGAGAACAAAGCUGCUCCAGAACCUGCAGCUUUUUACACAUAUAGAAAUAUUUGACUUUAUCUCCAAGAUCUGUCAGGAUGAGACCAGGCUCUUUUUUCCUAUUAUUUCUUCUUAUCGUUUGCUCUGAAUCGGCCAAUCCACCAGAUCCAGACCAGCCAUCAGCCAUAGACCAACAGGUACAACUUCCGGUAAAAUUCCCCUACCCAGUGGUCACAACUACCACUCCAAAAACCACCAAAGCACCCGAGACGGAUGAGUUUCUGGGUUCGCAAGAAUGUCUGGACAAAAAGUUGACUCGAGCAUCAUGUGGCCUGGUGUUUUGCCCUCCAUGGCAGCGUUGCAUUGAAGGACAAUGUGCCUGCAAACCUCCCUACCUGUGUCCCACGGAGGGCGUGGAACCAGUUUGUGGGCUAAACCACAGGAAUUACAUAUCUUAUUGCCAGGCAAUGGCAGUCUCGUGCAGGACCAAGAAGCCCCUAAUGUCUCACUUUGGAAACGAGUGCAAAGUGAACAUUGAUAAGUUCCAAAGUUCCCUGGACGAAGCCACGGGACUGAUCAAGAUCUUACUCCCUAACGGCAGCGGAGGUGUUGAUAAUUUAUUGGUGUGUCAGCAGCGGUGGGACGUGGCAGCUGCCAAUGUUGCCUGCAAGGAGCACAAGCAUCAACUAGGUGCAGCAUCUGCAGACACUUUGGACUACAACUCCCUGGUGGCCAACAGUGACAACAAAGAUCUCCCCAGCAGUUGUGUCAGUGUCCGCUGCCAAGGCUAUGAAACGUCUCUGGCUGAGUGUGAAAUCUACAACAAGGUGAAUGCUACUGACAGAAAGGUGGCUGCAGCAACCUGUUACAAGGAACCACCUGAAGAAUGUGGCUUCACCUGUGCAAACGACAAAUGCAUCUACCGCAACCAGACAUGCGACGGAGUCGAUGACUGUGGCGACCGCAGCGAUGAGAUGUGCUGCAAAAAAUGCAGGAACGGUGCUUUCCGCUGCAGGACGGGCGUUUGUUUGCACAAAGAGGCAGUUGGUGACAAAGUGAUCGACUGUCUGGAUGGUGCAGAUGAAUCCCGGAAACACAACACCGAUUUCACUGGAGCAGGAAUGGCGACUGAUGCAGUGAACUCAACGCAAAACCUACCAGAGUACAUCUCUCGUAAAAAUGAAACGAGGGCCAACAGAGCUCAUCUGGAGGCCAUGCUGUUCUGUGGGAUUCCCAACAGGAACAUCACAGACGACACGGAGACAGAGGAGCGAGGACGGGGCAACCGGAGGAAGAGGGUGGUUGGAGGAAUCCCGGCGAACCCGACCCAGAUCCAAUGGCAAGUGGCUCUGGAGGAGAACCGGAGGAUUGACUGUGGAGGAGCUUACAUUGGAGGCUGCUGGGUCCUCACGGCUGCUCACUGUGUCAGGCAGAAUCCUUCUGCAUUUAAAGUCAAGUUUUCCCUCUGGAAGAAAUUUCGAGCUCAGGGAACAACAGACAUUGUUCCCGUGGAAGACAUCCGCAUCCACCCAAACUACGUGCCGUCCACGUAUGAAAACGACAUCGCUCUGAUAAAGCUAGAGAAGCUUCCAUACACAGAGAAAUGCCUGGAGGACAACCCGGCCAUCCGAGCCGUGUGCGUCCCCUGGACCACUCAGCUGUUCCAACCCAACCACACCUGCAGCAUCUCAGGGUGGGGACGGACAGCAGAUGGGAGGUCGGCUCAGGUGCUGCUCUGGGCCAACGUGUCGCUCAUCUCUGGCUGUGAAUCCUCCUACAAGGAUCGCAUCAAACCAGGGAUGAUGUGUGCAGGUGAUCUGGAGGGCAGCGUUGACUCGUGUCAGGGGGACAGCGGCGGUCCUCUGGUCUGCGAGGACGAGCUCGGGGUGUCCUACCUGUGGGGCAUCGUCAGCUGGGGGGAGAGGUGUGGACAGCAGGGCUUCCCAGGAGUUUACACGCAGGUCGCUCAUUACUUCGAGUGGAUCCGACUUCACACCGGCUGGCCCGCGGUCACCAAGUUUAACUCCUGAUGAGAACGACCAGCUUCUCCUCGCUGCUUCAGCUCAACUCUUCGUCCUGACGGAGGCUUUCGCACGUCAACCUGAUCACAGCUUUUAUCUGCCAAUAAAAACAGAGCUGUACCCAGAAAAAUAU
This is a messenger RNA of Fundulus heteroclitus (mummichog), 2251 nucleotides long. RefSeq names its product complement factor I-like. NCBI's taxonomy places the organism in Eukaryota, Metazoa, Chordata, Actinopteri, Cyprinodontiformes, Fundulidae. Gene Ontology annotation, cellular component: membrane. Bases 196 to 2127 code for a protein of 643 amino acids. Gene Ontology annotation, biological process: proteolysis. The record is from RefSeq and is a predicted model, not a curated record. Gene Ontology annotation, molecular function: protein binding; serine-type endopeptidase activity. The transcript is spliced from 17 exons.